AUAUUGACUUCUAUUUUCAUUUUAGAAUUCUUUGAAUAACUUACUGAGAGACAUAUAGAAUAAUUUGCAGUUCUAUUUUGGCACCAGCUGAUUAUGAAUCAUCAACAGAGAGAGAUCCAGUGUGUCGUGUAGUCUUUAUUCUUUUUUUCUGUCUACUGUUCAAUAUAUAUAUCUCACUAUGAGACUUCUACUAAUAUACUACUGCAACAACCCUCUUAGAGACAUCUGCAGUUACCUUAAUUCAUCAAUUAAACCCAUUUAAUUAACAACCACGGGUCUCUCGGAGACAUGUGCUGAUUAAUUAAGAAAAUUUUUCUCUGAGAACCAUGAUAAGCUUUUUAUGAAACUUUUUACAAGUUUCAUAAAAUUUUUCAUUUUUAUGUAAGUUGUGGGUUAAAAAAAUCAACAUCCAAGUUUGCUAAAUUUUAUGAAACUUCUUUCCAAGUUUCAUAAAUAUGUGAUUUAUGAAACUGGAUUUAUGAAGACAGGAUAUCCCAAAAAUAUCAAGUGCUUUCGACUAUCCAUGGAGAAUAUGGGUGAAUAUCGUAAAUGAUGUGUUGGCACGUAUGAAAAAAUAACCCGCUUGGGAUCAGUCGUGAACCGUGCACGAGAUUCUUCGCACGUCGUCACAAGUGAAAAGAUAUGUGACCACGCAUGAAAAAGCUAUCUGCCUGUGACUAGACGUGAACAGUUCAUGAAAACAUAUGUGCGACGUUUCUGACCAAUAAUGAAACUCGAAAAACGUGUAGUGACCGCGCGUGAAUUUUUCGCGUUAAUAUUUUCGUAAAAAGGUUCCACUUGCGAACACGCGUCAGAAUGUCUAGAACGGAUUUUAUUAUAAAAGGUAGAACUCACAUUAAUCUACGUGUGAUUUCAAAUACAGUUCUUUUCUAGUCGAACUUUCGCUCAUUUAAUGUAACACGAAACGGAUGGUCUCCGCGUGAUGGCGCAGGAUCGUCCGCUUAUGUAGAAAAUGAAGAUCCAUGUGGUUCCAGCUCUGGAUAUGCCGUAACAACAUCCGUUGGAUUGUGUGCCGCUACACUUGGAGAAGAAACAGAUGGUGGGAUUAUGUGUCCAUCCGGUUAUGCCUCAGUCGUUGGACUAAAACCAACUGUCGGUUCGACAUCACGUGCAGGUGUUAUUCCUAUUUCCCAUUCAUUUGAUUCUAUUGGUCCCAUAGGUAAAACGGUGAGAGACGUUGCCUUAGUAUUGGAAGCAAUUCAAGGUAUUGAUCCGCGUGAUAAAGCUACACUUGAUCUGGAUGCUGUUCGACCUCACAAUUAUACUCAAUUUUUCAUGGGUACAAAAGGUUUUAAACAUAUGCUUUUAGGUGUAGUUCGUCGUGGUAUAUUUUACAAUUAUAGAUAUGGAAAUAUUUAUGGCAAUAUUUCACAAGAACAGAUUGAUUCCGCUAAUGAUGCUAUUAAAUUGAAAUACUAUGGUGCACAUAUACAUAAUCCAGCUGACAUUGAGAGUAUUGAUGAAAUCCAACAGGGUGAUGCUGAAUACUUGGUUGAACUAACAGAAUUCAAACAAAAUAUAGCCAAUUAUUUAAGUGAAUUACAUCAUACAAAAUUACGAACACUUGCCAAUUUAAUUCACUAUAAUAAUAAACAUAAAGCAUUAGAGUUUUCAGAAUAUAUGCCUGAUCAAAUUGUGUUCGAAGAUGCUCAAAAUACAACGGGAUACAAUAGUUUAGAAUAUCAAGCUGCUCUAGCUACUUGUUUAAGAUUGGGAAGAACACAAGGUAUUGAUCGUACUUUAGAAAAAUAUAAUUUGGAUGCAUUAAUUAUGACUGGCGAUUCAGCGCCCUCAGCAGCAGCAAUUGCUGGAUAUCCAAUAAUGUCAGUACCGUUAGGUUAUUUGACUGAGAAUAAUGGAAUAAAUAAAACAAUUGCGGGAACGCCCUAUGGUUUGUUAUUCACUGGCCGCGCAUGAAGUGAAGGUACUUUAUUUAGAUUAGCUCAUGCAUUUGAACAGGCAACACAUGUGAGGCAUCAAGUACGGCCAAAAUAUUCUCCAUAAUCAUUAUAUUUGUUUCUUCAACUUGUCUGUUUUCUAUAAUAUUCCGUUCUGUUGCUUUUUAAAAUAAUUACUAUUUCAAAUGGAAUAAAACCUUUAGGAGAACAUUCAGCGUACUCAACAGAGAGUUUGUGAACUCGCCAGGCAAACGAAAUUAGUAGAGGCGACGGAACAUUCCCAAACGGGAUAAGGUUCACGAUAAGGCAGCAGCGAAUUUAGAAAGUCUUUCGAGAAUGUGCAAUUUUCCGUAAAAGUUUUCGUAGCAAGAGCAAGCAAACAAAGAAGAAUAUAUUUUUUUGAGCUCAAUUCGCUGAAAUAAAAAUGUCAGCUCGAGCUCCAUAAAUCCUAGCUGUUUUACUUAGACUCCAAAAAAAUGACGUUCCCAGCCAAAAGGCCAAAACUGGGAAAACGUUUACGCUAGACUACUCCAAGUAAAGUAUAUCUGCUUGGAAAACGUGUAUCACUGGAAAAAAAGCAGAGUUUAAUUCGCGCAACGGAAGUUUUUUUCGUCUUUUCUUCGGAUAAAUAAGGUCUUUCUACCAAUGUAGCCAAGUUUUAUUCAAAUAACAAAUAACACAAAUUCAAAGAACAUGUUCUAUAGUUGUUCUUUCAUUGGACAUAGGUCGAGUGAAAAUGCAGAAACUCUACGGUUUGGAUAUUUUCUAUGGCUUGUGUGGCAUACUGAAAACGGAUACAACAUCUUAUACUGCUUGUCAGAGUAAAAAUCAAGUUUAAACCUCUAAUGAAAAUCUGACACAAAGAAAGGUACAAAAACUAAAAGGCGAAAAAAACUGACCUGUCCGCCUUGGGGUUGUGCAUGAAUGACGUUAAUCACUAUUUUUUGACGGGGCGAAAAUAUGUCACUUGACUGGUUGCGCGUGGGAAAAAGAGUCAAAUUUCGGUUGUUAAAGCUCUGAAGAUUUGGGUAUACAAACUGCACUUUCCUUCUGUUACAGUUCUGCGGAAUUAUUUCAGGAUGAGUUCUCUUGACACACUACUGGCGCAUACAGCUGACCGAUGGUGUGUCUUAGAACCUCACGAGGUUCUCAGCAAAAUUAACAGCAAGACGCAGCUGCUAUUGUAUCGCUGUUUUAUUAAACCUUUCAUUGCAAUUUGGAAGGGAUGAGAUCAGCGAAAGUACUUACAAAUUUUGACUUAGAGUCUGGUUUUUCCACCCAUCCGUCUUUGUUCUAAGCUUUAUUUGUAAAAAGAAGAAAAAGAAAGGAAUUUCCAUUGAAUAAAUAUAGAACAGCAAAACGAAAGAGGAAUAGACCCAUGACAUCAUUUUGACUGUUCAACAAGCGAAAAUUGCU
This is a messenger RNA of Didymodactylos carnosus, 3335 nucleotides long. NCBI's taxonomy places the organism in Eukaryota, Metazoa, Rotifera, Eurotatoria, Philodinida, Philodinidae. The record is from the annotation of a GenBank genome assembly.